Molecule: messenger RNA, 381 nt
Organism: Sporothrix schenckii 1099-18
Lineage: Eukaryota; Fungi; Ascomycota; Sordariomycetes; Ophiostomatales; Ophiostomataceae
Exons: 1
Coding region: 1-381 (126 amino acids)
Source: RefSeq, a predicted model, not a curated record
AUGGCAUCCGCCCCCCAGUUUACGCCCCGGCGACCCAACUCCACGACCAGCAACCGUCUUGUCAGUCCCGGAAUAGGAAGGACAACAAGCGACAAAGAUGGUAGACAAGGACACACACGGUCCUUGCGGCAUGCGGAGACGAUCAUAGGACCCGGAGAAAAGAAAGUGGAGGGACAAGAGAAUAGUAGUGUGCCAAGUGAGGAGGUGGAUGCGGGUGAAGCUCAGGCAGGCGGACGAUCAUGGACACCUUCCUCGCACCGCAGUUGGAGGCAGUUUCCUGGAACGGCCGUCAAUACUACGACAGUAAAACCAGCAGCGCCGAAGAAGACGGGCAGGUUGCACCGUGCUCUCUGUCGAUACCUGCCAAAUAUGGGUUUGUGA